Molecule: messenger RNA, 605 nt
Organism: Nanorana parkeri
Lineage: Eukaryota; Metazoa; Chordata; Amphibia; Anura; Dicroglossidae
Gene: BOLA3
Product: bolA family member 3
Exons: 4
Coding region: 12-434 (140 amino acids)
Biological process (GO): neuropeptide signaling pathway
Source: RefSeq, a predicted model, not a curated record
CCUAAACAAACAUGGCCGCCCUGCGGCGGCUGACGUCACGGGUGUGCGACUCGUUCAGCUGUGCAUAUUGCCGGAGAGUGUUGACAUUGAUCAGUUGGGUAGCUGGACGGAGAAGGAUCAUGUGGGCAGCUGGGCACCUGAUGGCGAGGACGAGGACUUGCGUCCUGUGUAACAUGACCAGACCUUUUGCUUCGAGGACAGAAGGGGAGCAGAGGAUCACACAAGUGCUGAAGACCAAAUUCCCCCGGGCUUCACAAGUUCGAGUUGUGGACAUUUCAGGAGGCUGCGGAUCAAUGUAUGAAAUCCAUGUGGAAUCUGAAGACUUCAAAGAGAAACGCACAGUACUGCAACACCAGAUGAUUAAUGAAGCCCUACAAGAAGAGAUUAAAUCCAUGCACGGCCUGAGAAUCUUCACAUCUGUUCCCAAACAAUGAAACGUUUCCCUCCAAGUGCGAGACACUUUAUAUGGUAUUUGCAGAAGAAUGUCACUGCGUAUAACUCCAGUUAUCGAAGGAGCAAGACUGCCAAUUGGACUCUGUGACCACAGAUGUUCCAGAACAGGGGUAGGCGAACCUUAGCCCCCUGCAGCUGUGGUGAAACUACAA